Molecule: messenger RNA, 1668 nt
Organism: Closterium sp. NIES-65
Lineage: Eukaryota; Viridiplantae; Streptophyta; Zygnematophyceae; Desmidiales; Closteriaceae
Source: the annotation of a GenBank genome assembly
AUGGGAGGAGGUGAGGUGUGUCGAUGUGGGGAUGUGAGGGUGGGAAUGGGAGGAGGUGAGGUGUGUCGAUGUGGGGAUGUGAGGGUGGGAAUGGGAGGAGGUGAGGUGUGUCGAUGUGGGGAUGUGAGGGUGGGAAUGGGAGGAGGUGAGGUGUGGCGAUGUGAAGGGGGGAAUGAGAUGAGAGGAGGUGAGGACCCUGGCGUGUACCACAUGAGCAUCUUCCUAGCUUCUCACGUCUCUCGCCCCUACCUGCCACCGCCAAACAGUUUCAGCAUCCCCACCUGCGCUACCCCUCUCCUUCCCUCCCCCCCUCUCCUGCACUCCUGCGAGCUGGUGGACGAGGUGCGAGCUAGUGGACGAGGUGCGGGCAGUGAAGGGCGUGAGCAAGCGGUUGUGCCCGCUGCGUGUCUCUCUGGAUCGGGUCAUUCUCACCGCCACUGGCGUGCUGCUGGCUUGCUGGCAGUUGAAGCAUCAGUGGUGUUUGCAUGGAGUGCUUGCAUGCACAUGGUGUCGCCCUCACAGCUACACGCAUGCACUCGUGCCCAUGGCACUGGAACGUUCCAUUCGCACUGCCACUGCUGGCAUGGGCAGUGCAUGAAUGGUUCACGGGUGGUGCAUGGGAGAUGCAAGGCAUGCAUGAUGCACCAUGCUCGCAUAGCAUCGCACAUGCAAUUGUUGUUCACCUCUCCGCACCGGGUGGUGGAGGGCACGGAUCCAGCGGAGGUGACUUUUGAGUCGAUUCAGAAGCCACUUGGAUGCAGGACAACAUUCCACCUCUCCCCGCACCAGGUGGUGGAGGGCACGGAUCCAGCGGAGGUGACUUUUGAGUCGAUUCAGAAGCCACUUGGAUGCAGGACAACAUUCCACCUCUCCCCGCACCAGGUGGUGGAGGGCACGGAUCCAGCGGAGGUGACUUUUGAGUCGAUUCAGAAGCCACUUGGAUGCAGGACAACAUUCCACCUCUCCCCGCACCAGGUGGUGGAGGGCACGGAUCCAGCGGAGGUGACUUUUGAGUCGAUUCAGAAGCCACUUGGAUGCAGGACAACAUUCCACCUCUCCCCGCACCAGGUGGUGGAGGGCACGGAUCCAGCGGAGGUGACUUUUGAGUCGAUUCAGAAGCCACUUGGAUGCAGGACAACAUUCCACCUCUCCCCGCACCAGGUGGUGGAGGGCACGGAUCCAGCGGAGGUGACUUUUGAGUCGAUUCAGAAGCCACUUGGAUGCAGGACAACAUUCCACCUCUCCCCGCACCAGGUGGUGGAGGGCACGGAUCCAGCGGAGGUGACUUUUGAGUCGAUUCAGAAGCCACUUGGAUGCAGGACAACAUUCCACCUCUCCCCGCACCAGGUGGUGGAGGGCACGGAUCCAGCGGAGGUGACUUUUGAGUCGAUUCAGAAGCCACUUGGAUGCAGGACAACAUUCCACCUCUCCCCGCACCAGGUGGUGGAGGGCACGGAUCCAGCGGAGGUGACUUUUGAGUCGAUUCAGAAGCCACUUGGAUGCAAGACAACAUUCCACCUCUCCCCGCACCAGGUGGUGGAGGGCACGGAUCCAGCAGAGCUGAGGGACGAGCUCAAGGAGGCUCUGCCCCGCGCUCCCAAGCAGCAGCUGGUGGGUGCCCGCCUGCAUGAUGAAGGACUGGUGGGUGCCCUUAUGAACGCUCAAUAG